AUGGGUGGCAAAGCGUUGAAAAGAAAACUGAAGACCAUUGCCUCUGAACUUGCAGCAUUACUAUCAUUCAGCUCUCAGUUUGAUGUUUCAACUGGCAACAUCAACGAAGUGCGUGUAAGGUUGGAAAGCUUGCCUGAUAUCUCUGAGAGAUUUGAACUGCUUCAAACCGAGUUAGAGAACCUGGAGGAACAAGUCACUGAUGAACAACGCAUUAACGAACGAUUGACACAUAAAGAGCUCCUAUUUAGUGUCAAAGCAUCUCUAAUGAGUAUUGUAGAUUCCAGGCAGGAGAAUAGUCCAAGCUCUCUAUCAGUCAGUGAGAUUACCAGACAUGACGGUGAGAGUUCAAUGAGACUCCCGCCAAUCGAUGCUCCAAAAUUCAAUGGCGAUUGGCAGAUGUGGACGUCCUUCAUUGACUCAUUCAAUGCUAUGUUCCAUACCAACCGGAAACUAGCCCCAGUUCAACGGUUGCAGUAUCUAAAAAGUUGCCUAGAAGGACAGGCUAGUGAGGUCAUUAGGUCAAUCCCGACAACCGGAGAAAACUAUCUACAAGCCUACAAUACACUGAUUAACAGGUAUGAAAACAAAGGUGCUAUUGUACAGUCACACAUCCGGUCACUAUUCGAAACACCAAAAGUCCAUACUGCAUCAGCCACAGAGCUCCAAAAUCUCCAUCAUCAAAUCAUGUCUAAUGUCAACUCGCUAAAGGCUUUAGGUCAACCAGUUGAGUCCUGGGAUGCGUGGUUGGUUACUUUGAUCUGUAGUCGCAUGGACAGCGCCACAGUGGGAGAGUGGCAGCUACAUUACAACAAAAAGGACUUGCCAUCCUUUACUGAAAUUGAAUCGUUCUUGUUUAACAGAAUCGCUGCUUAUGAAGCUGGUGAGUUGAACGGCCACAAGGUUGAUUCCAACCCAGUGUCUACAAAGUUGAUCCCAGCAUCGUUCAACAAACAAAAACUGUCUAAAUUCAACGACAAGAAAAUUCUUGUUGUCAAAUAUAAUGAAAGUAAGCCUAAGUGUGUCUCAUGUAACUCUGAACAUUAUUUAUUUCAAUGUAUGAAGUUCAAAAAUUUGUCAAUUGAGGAACGCAGAGAAAUUGUAUUCAAAAAUCGGCUGUGUUUCAACUGCUUACGGUCUGAUCACCAAGUGCGUCAAUGCAGAUCGUCAUCAUGCACUCAAUGUGGGAAAAGACACAACACUUUGUUGCAUCUCAGCUAUGAAGAGCAGGAGGUAGAUGAGCACCGUAAUGACGAUAUCCAGUCAGCUCAGGGGUCAAGUAGCGCGCCACCCAACGUAGUCGGCUGCGGGAUGGUAAAUAGCACAAUACAUUGCAAGCCAACUAUUCAGGUGGUAUUGGCUACGGCUGUGGUGUUUGUGUAUGAUGCCGCAGGUAAUGUGAUGCGUUGUAGGGCAGUGCUUGAUUCAGGAUCACAGUUGUGUUUCAUCACUAAUAAAAUGGCUCGACGCCUUGGGUUACAGAUGGUCAACAAUAAUGUACCUAUCAUUGGCAUCGGACAGUCAAAAUCAUCUAUCAGCAAAUGUUGUAUGGGUACGGUGCAGUCUCGGUUUGGCCAGACACAGUUCCAAUUGCAACUUCAUGUGUUACCUACUAUCACCGGCGACCUUCCAACACAGAGUUUUGAUACAACUCAUUUAAACAUUCCUCGUGCAAUACAAUCAAAUUUAGCUGAUCCUGAGUACAACAAAGCUGGGACUGUCGACAUGUUACUUGGUGCUGAAAUAUUUUUUGAUAUUCUAAGGCAAGACAAACACAUAGUGUCAGACCAUGCUGCAUUCCAGGACACUGUGUUUGGGUGGAUGUUGGUUGGUAAAGUACUCACCCAAUCAUCUCUGGUUACACUGGUGCGUCCGGUCAUAAAUCAAUGCUCUGCGUUAUCGUUAUUCACAACGACAGUGUCUAGACGGUUAUGCGAAGAGGAGGAAGCUGUGGAACGUCAUUUCACACAGACCAUUCAUAGAAAUGAAAGAGGACAAUUUGUGGUCCGACUUCCGCUGAAGGAACAUCCCUUGUGUAUAGGAAAUACAAGCAUUAUUGCCAGGAAACGAUUUCUUAAUCUCGAACAAAAGUUGACCAAAGACAAGGUAUUGUCAAAUGAAUACGAUAAAUUUUUGAUGGAGUACUUGAAUUUAGGGCACAUGGAAAAAAUGGGACAAUUCAAUGAAACGCAAUCCAACGGAUAUUACAUACCCCACCAUGCAGUCUUCAAAAGCACCAGUACAACCACCAAGUUACGAGUAGUGUUCGAUGCAUCUACUAUAGGUUCAGCAGGAAAAUCGUUGAACGACUUGCUCAUGAAAGGUCCAGUUGUCCAACCUACAUUGUAUUCCACAUUGUUGCGUUUUCGAGUCCAUCAAGUAGCUCUCACAGCAGAUAUAGAGAAAAUGUAUCGGCAAAUACUGGUUCACAAUGACGACUGUCAGCUACAAAAAAUAGUUUAUCGGUCAAAGCCAACGGACGUGCUCCAAGAGUUUAUGUUGAAAACAGUAACUUAUGGGACAAAAACUGCCCCGUACUUAGCCACCAGGUGCCUAGUUCAGUUGGGGAACACAUGUAAUGAUUCAGACUUAGCAAGAAUCAUUCAAAGGGACUUCUAUGUAGAUGAUUUGUUGACAGGAGCAGACACUGAUGAACAAUGUCAUGUUAUUUUUGAAAAACUCACCAGUGUGCUUAACAGCGCCCAACUACCACUAAGGAAGUGGUGCUCGAAUUCAUCAACGCUCUUGUCCUGGUUACCUACCACCACCACCGAUGAUAACUACAUAAUAACAUUGUCAGAGUCCGACUCAGUAAGUGCGUUGGGUUUGCAAUGGCAACCAAGCACAGAUAGCUUUCGAUUUGUCAUGAGACCAUGGACUCCACCUAAGCGAAUGACUAAGCGUAGUUUAUUGUCAGAUAUCAAUAGUAUUUAUGACCCCAUUGGUUUGAUUACCCCAGUACUCAUCAAGGGGAAGAUCUUUUUACAGCAGUUAUGGAGUCUGAAAAUCGACUGGGAUGAAGUAUUAUCAGAUGACAUUUGUUCAAGGUGGACAACCUUCUAUUCCAGUCUCCAUCAACUUGUUGAUUUGGCAGUACCUAGAAAGGUGUUACUCGCCGAUGUUGUCACUCUUCAAAUACACGGCUUUUGCGAUGCAUCUCAACUGGCAUUUGGUGCAUGUGUGUAUCUGAGGUCAGUCGCACGUGACGGCAGUGUGUAUGUACAUUUGUAUACAUCGAAGUCCAGGGUUGCACCAAUGAAGGCAACAACCAUACCGAGGCUCGAAUUAUGCGGCGCUGUGACAGUAGCCGAACUUGUUCUUGAAGUUCAAGCCGAAUUACGUCAGUUAGAUGUCACAGUCUCACCUACCAAUGUGUUUUUAUGGAGUGAUUCCACAAUCGUUCUGGCAUGGAUUGCGAGCACUAGUUUAUUUCAGGUGUAUGUGUCAAAUCGUAUUGCGCGUAUUCGAGACUUAUCAACUACACACCAAUGGCACCACGUCCCAACAAACGAUAAUCCUGCGGAUGUAAUUUCACGAGGCAUUGAUGUGCAUACAAUCUCAGUCUCCUCCCUUUGGUGGCAUGGGCCACGAUGGUUAAGUCAAGAGUCAGGUACCUGGCCAGACUGCCCAGCGUUACCAACAGAAAUGCCUGAAGUGAAACCUGUGAAAUUUGUCUUAGCAGCAUCCUGCGUAGCUUCACCUUGGUUGUUAGAAUCAUAUUCAGAUUGGAUGAAGGUUCUGCGGAUCUCAGCUCUUGUUAUGCGGUUUAUUUCAAAUUGUCGGAUAAAAGCAGAAUAUAAGGAAAAUCGGUGUGUCGGGUUCAUCCUAUCGCAAGAGUUACAAGAAGCAAGAAAUCACUGGUUGCGACAAGCUCAAGCAGUAGCAUUUUCUGAAGAGUAUUCUUUGUUAAAAAACAAACAACAAGUUUCCCGUCGCAGUUGCUUAAAACAGUUAAGUCCGUUCAUAGACGAGGCUGGGCUGAUUCGUGUUGGAGGUCGUUUGAUGAAUGCUGCUAUAUCAAACUCCAGGAAGCAUCCCAUCAUAUUACCAUCCGCUAGCCAAGUUACUCGGUUACUAUUUAAAUAUGAACAUGUCAGACUAUUGCAUGUGGGACCGUUGGCAUUAUUAGCGCAUAUCAACAAUCAUUAUUGGGUUAUUAGAGGUCGAUGCAUUGCGAGAUCCACUGUAAGGCGCUGCAUUCAAUGUUUUAGAACCAGUCCCAGAUUUGUAUCCCCAUUUAUGGCACCGCUUCCACGUGAAAGAGUGACCAUCGCAAGACCGUUUGCACGAACUGGUGUAGACUAUUGUGGCCCGGUUAUGGUGCGAAGUGGAUUAAGGAAAGUCAUUCCUCUGAAAAGUUACGUGUGUGUCUUCAUCUGUUUAGUAACUAGAGCAAUACAUCUCGAGUUAGUGUCUUCAUUGUCAGCAGACGAUUUCAUUAGCACCUUGUCCAAAUUUAUGGCUCGCCGUGGGCAAUGUCGAGAAUUGUUCAGCGACAAUGGUACCAACUUUGUCGGCGCUGAUCGAAUCCUGCAAACUCAUAUUCAGGAAUGCCAAAAGAGUACCAAAGUACACAACUUUUUAUCCAGCCAAAGCAUUGACUGGCAUUUCAUACCACCGGCAGCACCUCACUUUGGUGGUAUCUGGGAGGCUGCGGUCAAAUCAGCCAAAAAACAUUUGUUACGUGUGUCCAAAGGCGUUAUGAUGACAUUUGAUGAGACUACCACAUUGCUAUGCCGCAUAGAAGCAGUUCUGAAUUCACGGCCAUUGACACCACUGUCAAGCGAUCCUUCCGAUUUUAAUGCAUUGACAGCUGGCCAUUUUUUGGUUGGUGGUCCAUUGCAGCUCCCACCUGAGCCAGAUUGUACAGGCAUUCCACAGAACCGGCUGCGUAGGUUCAAACUCAUGCAAGCCCAAACACAGAAUUUUUGGAAAAGAUGGUCUGCCGAGUAUUUGCCUCAGUGUCAACGACGUGGCAAAUGGACUAAACUCACGCGGAACAUUGAAGUAGGAGAUUUAGCAGUGUUGAAGAACGACAACAGCCCACCACUGCAAUGGGACCUAGUUCGUGUCAUCAAAAUUCAUCCAGGUCUUGAUGGAAUCGUGCGAGCUGUCACGGUACGAAAUUCAUCGGGAUCCGAGUUUAAGCGUCCAGCAACCAAAUUGGCUGUUCUACCCACUGAAAAUGAUGAAGUCGAAGAAGGACAGAACGUGUCAUAA
Molecule: messenger RNA, 5217 nt
Organism: Acyrthosiphon pisum (pea aphid)
Lineage: Eukaryota; Metazoa; Arthropoda; Insecta; Hemiptera; Aphididae
Exons: 1
Coding region: 1-5217 (1738 amino acids)
Biological process (GO): DNA integration
Molecular function (GO): nucleic acid binding
Source: RefSeq, a predicted model, not a curated record